Messenger RNA from Arachis stenosperma, 2354 nucleotides. Its product is annotated as cellulose synthase-like protein E1. Bases 27 to 2261 code for a protein of 744 amino acids. Gene Ontology annotation, cellular component: plasma membrane; trans-Golgi network. NCBI's taxonomy places the organism in Eukaryota, Viridiplantae, Streptophyta, Magnoliopsida, Fabales, Fabaceae. Gene Ontology annotation, biological process: plant-type primary cell wall biogenesis; cellulose biosynthetic process. The record is from RefSeq and is a predicted model, not a curated record. Gene Ontology annotation, molecular function: mannan synthase activity; cellulose synthase (UDP-forming) activity. The transcript is spliced from 8 exons.
GGACCUCAGCAUCAGAAAGAAGAAAGAUGGGCAAGAAUGAAGAGUCUCAUCCAUUGUUCGAAACAAGGAGAGCCAAAGGAAUAUUCAUUCAUAGAAUAUUUUCCUUCUCCAUGUUUUUGGGAAUUUUGUUCAUAUGGGUUUACAGAGUGAGUUACAUGCCAAGAAAAAGUAGUGAAGAUGGGAAAUGGGUUUGGCUUGGAAUGUUUUUGUGUGAGCUAUGGUUUGGUCUUUAUUGGCUUAUGAGGCUUUCACUCAGAUGGAACCCUGUUUUCCGACAACCCUUCCCCCACACACUUUCCCAAAGAUAUGAUGAUGAUAAGUUGCCAGGAGUGGACAUAUUUGUGUGUACCGCAGAUCCAGAAAUAGAACCGCCAAUAAUGGUGAUUAAUACAGUUCUGUCUGUAAUGGCAUAUGACUAUCCAACUCAUAAGCUUAGUGUCUAUCUCUCUGAUGAUGGAGGUUCAGAUAUUACUUUCUAUGCUCUUUUAGAGGCAUCUAAUUUUGCAAAGCAUUGGUUGCCAUAUUGCAAGAAGUUCAAUGUUGAACCAAGGUCACCGGCAGCAUAUUUCAAGAGUGUUUCCUCAACUACUUACUCAAAUGAUUCUAUAAAUGCCAAAGAGUUGGUCACCAUCAAGAAAUUGUAUGAAGAUAUGGAAAGUAGAAUAGAAAAUGCAGGCAAGGUGGGUGAAGUAGCUGAGGAAAUCCGCUCCAAACACAAGGGAUUUUCUCAGUGGAAUUCAUUCUCUUCUCGAAGGGAUCAUGAUGCAAUUAUUCAAAUUUUACUUCAUGGGAAAGACUCGAGCGCCAAAGAUAUAGAUGGAAUCGUUUUGCCAACCUUGGUAUAUUUAUCUCGCGAGAAGAGGCCCCAUGUUGCACAUAACUUCAAAGCUGGAGCCAUGAAUUCACUGAUAAGGGUGUCAUCAAUUAUUAGCAAUGGGAAAAUGAUUCUUAACGUAGAUUGCGACAUGUACUCAAACAAUGCACAAUCUCUAAAGGAAGCACUUUGCUUCCUCAUUGAUGAAGAAAAAGGCCAUGAAAUCGCUUUUGUGCAAACGCCACAGGGCUUUGAGAAUCUUACAAAGAAUGAUAUCUAUGGCGGUGCUCUUAGAGUUAUUUAUGAGUGGGAAUUUCCUGGCAUGGAUGGUUUUGGUGGACCUAUGUACAUUGGAUCUGGUUGCUUUCAUAAGAGGGAUACACUCUGUGGAAGAAAGUUUAAUGAUCAUGAAAGCUUGAAGCAUUGGAAUGGUGAAGAUAUAAACAAUGACCAAUCAAUGACAAAAACAAGCUUGCAUCUAUUGGAAGAAAAGUCAAAGGCUCUUUUAAGUUGCACUUAUGAGAAUAACACACUAUGGGGAAAAGAGAUGGGACUACUAUAUGGUUGUGCAGUGGAGGAUGUUAUAACUGGUUUAGCUAUACAAUGUAGAGGGUGGAAAUCAGUGUACUAUAAUCCAAAAAGGAAAGCUUUCUUAGGAGUAUCUCCAACCACAUUGCCAGAAGCAUUAGUUCAACAUAAGAGAUGGUCUGAAGGAGGAUUCCAAAUUCUGCUCUCUAAGUAUAGUGCUGCAUGGUGUGCUUAUGGAUUAAUCAGCCCAGGACUUCAAAUCACAUAUUGUUUUUACAAUCUUUGGGUCCUUAAUUGCUUGCCAACUCUUUAUUACUCAAUUUUCCCUUCACUUUGUCUCCUCAAAGGGAUUUCCUUGUUUCCACAGAUGUCAAGUCCAUGGUUGAUACCAUAUGCAUAUGUCACACUUGGUGAAAAUACUCAAUGCUUGUUGGAAUUUUUGUGGUCAGAAGGCACAAUAAAAGGUUAUUGGAAUGACCUAAGGAUGUGGCUUUACAAGAGAACAAGCUCAUACUUAUUUGCCUUGAUUGAUACCAUCUUCAAGUCUCUAGGAUUUUCAAGUUUAGCCUUUGUGAUCUCAGCUAAGGUAGCUGAAGAAAAUGUUUCUCAAAGGUAUAAGAAGGAGAUAAUGGAGUUUGGAAACUCUUCCCCAAUGCUCACUCUUCUUGCAACACUAGCAUUGAUCAAUUUGUUUUGUCUUGUUGGUGCCUUAUUCAAAGGUGGUCUUGGAAUGUUGAUGGUGUUGCCAUUGCAAGUUCUACUAAGUGGGGUGUUGGUUCUCAUCAAUUUGCCUUUGUAUGAAGGCCUCUUUCUAAGGAAGGACAAGGGAAGAUUUCCAACCUCUGUUGUGUUUAAAUCAAUGGCAGUGGCUCUAAGUGCUUGUGUUCUAUCAAAUGUGAAUGUCUUCACUACAAUUUAGAAGACUGUUAUGUUUUUUAUUAAAUAAAUAUUUUAUUGUUCUGUUUUUGAGACAUUGACUAGAGAGAUAAGGAAACAGGAAAAAAUUGAGUUA